AGACGCACCGAGAGACGGUGGUGUGCGAGCAAGGGAGCCCGUGCGUAUUUACGCUCAUCAGAAUCCGGGGGGGGGGGGCGCGGGCGGAAAGUCCUGCGGAGUGCCCGCGGCGAGGCUGACGGGAGAGCCCCGGAGCCGGCAGUGAGUGACAGAGACGUCAGAGAGGAGGAAGGUCCGCACGAGAUUGCUCGCUCAUAUUGGCUUUUUUUUUUUUAUUGACUGCUCAUCCGCGCGCGCUGUCCCGGCUGGCGUUCACGCGCGGCUGAGGAAGAAAGCAAACAAGUUGUCUAUAAGAAGAAGGGUCCGAUUCAGUCCGAGCGGCUCCAGAUUUAUAUACAAAUAUAUAUUUGUUCAGCAUCCCUCUUUUCUCCCCUCCUUCUACCCCGUCCCUUCUGAGUGCGGAGUGGCAGAAGGAGGGACGGGAGAACCCGGGCGGACUGACCGUGAAGCUGCGCGCUUUCCCGGUGGAUGAUCCACCGCAUGCGGGGCGAUGGAUUAACAGCCUCCUAUACGGACCCCUGCGGUUGCUUAUUUUUUCUUUUCUUUUUACCACCUCCGACCCUCCUGUUCACCUCGGGAUUAUUUCAGCUCUCACCGACCUGCCCGACAAUCCUUCUCGAGAUGACCGAGGAAUAUGUUUUGCGGUGCGUCCUGAUGCUCUGCUGUGCGCUCCUCACCGCCAACGCAAGUAACUGGCUGUACCUGGCCAAGCUGUCGUCAGUGGGAAGCAUCCGGGACGAGGAGACGUGCGAGAGGUUACGAGGCCUCAUCCAGAGACAGGUCCAGAUCUGUAAGCGCAGUGUGGAGGUGAUGGAUGCGGUGCGUCGUGGAGCCCAGCUGGCUAUAGACGAGUGUCAGUUCCAGUUUCGCAGCCGCCGAUGGAACUGCUCCACUCUGGAGACCAUGCCCGUGUUUGGCAAAAUCGUCACCCAGGGCACCCGUGAGGCAGCCUUUGUGUAUGCCAUCUCAGCAGCCAGUGUGGCGUUUGCGGUCACAAGGGCCUGCAGCAGUGGAGAGCUGGAAAAAUGUGGCUGCGACCACAAUGUACAUGGAGUCAGUCCAGAGGGGUUCCAGUGGUCGGGCUGCAGUGAUAACAUUGCCUAUGGCGUGGCCUUUUCCCAGUCCUUUGUGGACGUGAGGGAGAGGAGUAAAGGCCAAUCCCCCAGUCGGGCUCUCAUGAACUUGCACAACAACGAGGCUGGCAGGAAGGCCAUCCUGUCCCACAUGCGUGUGGAGUGCAAAUGUCACGGCGUGUCAGGGUCCUGUGAGGUCAAGACCUGCUGGAAAGCCAUGCCGCCCUUCCGCAAAGUGGGCAAUGUCAUCAAGGAGAAGUUUGACGGCGCCACUGAGGUGGAGCAGCGCGAGGUGGGCACCACCAAAGUCCUGAUGCCUCGGAACUCCCAGUUCAAACCUCACACGGACGAAGAUCUGGUCUACCUGGAACCCAGUCCAGAUUUCUGCGACUAUGACCCGCGCACUCCGGGUAUGCUGGGCACCGUGGGCCGCCAGUGUAACCGAACGUCGAAGGCCAUCGACGGCUGCGAGCUGAUGUGCUGUGGCCGCGGCUUCCAGACGCAGGAAGUGGAGGUGGUGGACAGGUGCAGCUGUAAGUUCCACUGGUGCUGUUAUGUCAAGUGCAAACAGUGUCGCAAAAUGGUGGAGAUGCACACUUGCCGGUGAUGGGAGCACAGAGGGCACUGCUGAUGAACAAAACAAACGCCCCACACCCCUGCUCGAUUACGAAACGCCAAAGGGAGCAAGGAGGACUUGUUAACCUCCCUCUUCUCCCGCUUGAAACCACCCCACCCCCCAACUACUGGUCAACGGAAACAGACUGAAUGGCUUAGAAGUAAAAUGUCAUCCUAUUCAUUUUAUGACACCUUCAUUGACAUCAGUAGAUUUUGCAUGGGUUUUCCGACAAAGCCACAGAGGCAGGUUGUUUCUUCUCAAGUAGAGAGCGUCUUUCCCUUUCUGCCCCCUUCCCUCACUCUGAUGUUUGCUUUGUCAUUGAUGCUUCUUAUUUUUGUAAUGUUUAACUUAUUUUGUUGAGACUGAUGAGGGGUGGACCUAGAAGGAGGGGACAGACCAAAGGAGAAAAUAAGGGACAAACUGGACCCACGGGUGGGCAGACGGGUGGGUGGGGUUCAAAGGGUUGGGGUCGGGUCAAGAGGAGGGUUGUUUGACCUCUAUCCUUGCUGCUGCUGCUUUUGGAGGACACAGUUGGAGUGCUGGAUGUCAAAAAAAAUUUAAAAGGGAGAUGCCGAGUCUGUCGGAGGACGGACUUGAACAACAGCAGACGGACUUUCUGUGAUUCGCUUCCUGAGUGUAACAUGGCUGUGCUGCGCUGAGGUUCAGUUGCUGUUGAGUCAUUUAUUUUGCCCCCUGCAAUGCCCUGAUGCUGCUCCACUCUCUCACACACACACACACACACACACACACACACACACACGCUCACUGUCCUUCUGUCAGAGGCAGGAUGCUGAUAGACAGGUGAACAGCCACUGUCAGCUCCUUCCUUGUCUUUUCUUUACAGUACUGGCAGGCGAUGGUCACAUCGAGACACACAUACCCAGCAAAAAUUGUUAAAAAAUGGACACCCAUAUUUAUCCUCAGCUGCUCUGCCGGCAACAAAGAAACCAGACACCUUGCAACAAAACAGCUUCCAAAUCCGAUUUGAAACAAUUUCUGAAAAAGUCUUCUCAUUCAGGAUAGUCGUUGAUCUUGGACUCCGCGCGACCGUCGCCGUCUGCUAAAAAUGCUAGUCGGGUUCAUGCAAACAUGAGUGAACGCAUGCACCGGCAAAAAUCACGCAAAUGUAAACACGCGUACACAAAGGGGUCUGCCAGAGGGUUGCCGAGCAUGCUCACCAUGCAUGAAGACUGAAGCACUUUCUCUCCAAGCGCACAUAGAGCCCUCGACCCCACAGCAACGAACGAUCCGACCACAUACUAGAUUUUCCCUGUUCCUCUCACUCACACACGCAUACACGCACGCAUGCACACACACAUACACACACGCAUGCACACACACACACACACACACACGGUUUCCCAUGCCACUGUCAGGACUCUAUUGUUGUCUUGUACCACCACCAUAAAGCCAAGCUUUCCUAUAAUAACGUGCUAUCAUUAUAGAGACAUACUGUAGAUCUGUAAAGACUUAUACACUGAAGAAGACUAUACUGCCUAUGAAUGUAUGUUAAUACGGAAUAUAUGCUGUGUC
Molecule: messenger RNA, 3222 nt
Organism: Cyclopterus lumpus (lumpfish)
Lineage: Eukaryota; Metazoa; Chordata; Actinopteri; Perciformes; Cyclopteridae
Gene: wnt4
Product: wingless-type MMTV integration site family, member 4
Exons: 6
Coding region: 469-1680 (403 amino acids)
Biological process (GO): multicellular organism development; canonical Wnt signaling pathway; cell fate commitment
Cellular component (GO): extracellular region
Molecular function (GO): frizzled binding; cytokine activity
Source: RefSeq, a predicted model, not a curated record